AUGGUGACCCUAAAAAAUUAUGGUGACCCCACUGUCUACAGCAAUGAUGACAAAGCCCAGGCUGUAUAUGCCCUUCCUGGAUAUCACGAGGCCCCUGUGAUGGCAACAUCACACGUAUGUUGCAAGACUGUAAAAGGAGAUGGAAAUGAACUCACCAAGGAUGCCGAGGUGGGCCUGGUGAAUUACCUCGUGGCCUCUAUUUUCAGUCAGUUGGAUGUCAUGCAGGGAGACCACCUCGUAAGCCAAAGCAACAACUGUUACUCUUAUAGGUCCUUUAUAGAAUCGGUGCUCAGUUACAGCGACGACACCCUCGCCUCACAAUUUUCCAUCGGCCUAUUUUACAAAGACACUCCAAAACAUGAAGAAAUGGAGUUGGAUGGCGGGAAUCUAGGGUUUGUGUGGCGGGCAAAGCUGACGGCCCUGAGCAGAACGAUAGAGCUGUUGGGUCAUCUACAUAGAGACCUGUUUUUUCAAGAAAAACUUUUGUUGAAUGGUGUGGAUGUGAAAAUUAAACUGAUGUGCAGUGAAGAUACCUUCUGUUUAAUGGGCAGUGCAGCCGAAGGCUUUAAACUGCUCAUUGUAUCAGCAUUCCUUUUUGUGAAGAAAGUAAGGGUGGCCCCGGGCGUCUGUCUGGGGCAUGCGGAGGCCCUGCUUACCGCUAAUGCUAAAUACCCUGUGGACCAUGUGGGAAUGAAAGCGUUUAGCAUCCCUGCGAGCAGCAGGGUCAGUAAACAGGAGAACCUGUUCUUGGGACAGUUACCCAAAACGCUUGUCCUAGGAUUUGUGGAUAAUGAUGCCUUUAGUGGAAGUUACGCUAAAAACCCCUUUCAUUUUAAACAUUAUGAUAUUAAUUUUGUGGCCUGGUAUGUGGAUGGUGAACAUAUACCAACCAAGCCUCUGCAACCAGACUCCAAGGCCAGACACUGUAUGAGAGAAUACAUGAAUCUAGUACAGAUGGCUGGUAAACACAUGAAAGAUCAUUUUCUGUUAAUCAACCAUGAGGAGUUUGAGCAGGGUUACACCUUGUUUACCUUUGACCUGUCUCCCAACCAGGAAUGUGCCAAUCUCUAUUCCCGGAUUAAAACUGGGAUCCUGAGAGCAGAAAUACGUUUGGGAAGGCUUUGA
This is a messenger RNA of Dermochelys coriacea (leatherback sea turtle), 1125 nucleotides long. RefSeq lists its product as uncharacterized. Gene Ontology annotation, cellular component: cytosol. Gene Ontology annotation, molecular function: ribonucleoside-diphosphate reductase activity, thioredoxin disulfide as acceptor. Bases 1 to 1125 code for a protein of 374 amino acids. Gene Ontology annotation, biological process: deoxyribonucleotide biosynthetic process. The record is from RefSeq and is a predicted model, not a curated record. The transcript is spliced from 2 exons. Lineage: Eukaryota; Metazoa; Chordata; Testudines; Dermochelyidae.